UCCGGUUGGCCAGACUGAGGCCAGCCUUUCUAAGAACUUCGCUUCCCGGCAUGCCCGGCUGCUUCCCGCGGUUCCCAGUUAACGGGCUUGAUUUCGGCAUGGCUCGAGGACCGAGCGAGUCGCUGCUUCCUCCUUUGUUUCCCCGGUGCUAGCGCGGUUGUCCUGGUUACGGCUUCCUCCCCGAGAAGUCGGGCGGUUGCCGACUAGGGCCUGAACCGAGGAGCCACGAAGGCUUCAACCGGCGGCAGCGCGGACGGUUCCAAAUUUAGCUCCAGCGCCAGCUCCGGGGCUUUCGUCCAUGGAUAUUUAAAUUGAAAGUUGCAAAGGAAAGUCCAUCAGUAGCAGCAAAGAUGUCACGAAAAAUUCCUAAAGAAUUAAAAAGAGUCAACAUCUCCAGUUCUCUAGAGUCUGAAGAUAUUAGCUUAGAAACUACAGUGCCUACAGAUGAAAUUUCCUCAUCAGAAGAAAGAGAGGGGAAAACCGUAAUCACAAGGCAGCUUAUUGAAAGAAAAGAACUGCUUCAUAACAUCCAGUUGCUGAAAAUAGAGCUCUCCCAGAAAAAUCUAAUUAUUGACAACAUGAAAGUGGACUAUCUUACAAAAAUUGAAGAGUUGGAGGAAAAACUUAAUGAUACUCUUCAUCAGAAGCAGCUGUUAGCAUUGAAAUUGGACAACCAGUGACCUUCCAGAAAAAGGGAUGUAGAAAAAUAUCAGGAAUUAAUGAAACAGGAAAUGGAAACCAUUUUAUUAAGGCAGAAACAGCUAGAGGAGACAAAUCAUCAGUUAAUAGAGAAGGCUGGAGAUAUUCGUCGUAGCUUGCGUGACUUGGAGUUAACAGAAGAUCAUUACAUGAAAUUGAAGUCUCUUCCUGAGGAUCAUACUUUCUAUCCUGAAUAUGUAUCUAUUCGGUUCUAUGAAGUAGUGAACUUUAAGAAAGAAGUAAAUGAAAUGCAGGUGAAAAAGAAUGACCUUUCAGAAGAACUAGCUGACUAAUCCCAGCUAAAGCGAUUGUCAGAGACCUAUGAGGAUGAGCGAAGAAAUCAUUCUGAACUUCAAGUUAGAUGUCAGCGUUUGGCAUUGGAAUUAGCAGAUACAAAACAGUUAAUUCAGCAAGGUGACUACAGACAAGAGAACUAUGAUAAAGUAAAAAGUGAUCGUGAUGCACUUGAACAAGAAUUAUCUGAUUUGAGACGAAAACAUGAAAUCUUAGAAGCUUCAUAUAAAGCACAAACUAAAGAAAGAAAUGACUUGUCAAAAGAGGUUGCAACUUUACAGCAGUCUCUCACUUUGCUACAAAAGGAUAAAGAAUAUCUUAAUCGCCAAAAUAUGGAACUUAAUAUACGUUGUGCCCAUGAAGAAGAUCGCCUUGAAAGACUUCAAGUUCAACUUGAGGAAGCCAAAAAGGCUAGAGAGGAAAUGUAUGAAAAAUAUGUGACUUCCAGAGACCUUUAUAAAACAGAAUAUGAAAAUAAACUAGUGAUGAACUUGAACAAAUCAAACUGAAAAACAAAUCAAGAAAUUGAACAUCUUAGAAGCACCUCAAAGGAGAGGCAUGAACGUGAGAAUAGGAAUCUGAGAGAAGCAAAGGAUAAUGCCCUGGCUGAAAAAGAAAGAGCAGCUAUGGCUGAAAAGGAUGCUUUAGAAAAACAUGAUCAACUCUUAGAACAAUACAGAGAAUUACAACUCAGUUCAGAAAGCAAAGUGGCUGAAUUUCUCCACCAGAGUAAAUUAAAAUCUUUUGAAAGUGAACGUGCUCAACUUCUACAAGAAGAAACAGCAAGAAACCUCACACAAUGUCAAUUGGAAUGUGACAAAUAUCAGAAAAAAUUGGAGGUUUUAACUAAAGAAUUUUAUGGUCUUCAAGCCUCUUCUGAGAAACGCAUUUCUGAACUUCAGGCGCAAAAUGCUGAUCAUCAGGCAAGACUAGACAAUUAUGAGAAACUAGAAAAAGAACUUGAUGAAAUAAUAAUACAGACUGCAGAAAUCGAAAAUGAGGAGGAGGCAGAACGAGUUCUUUUCUCCUAUGGUUAUGGUGCUAAUGUUCCUACAACAGCUAAAAGAAGGCUACAACAAAGUGUUCACUUGGCAAGAAGACUACUCCAGUUAGAAAAGCAAAACUCAUUGUUUGUAAAAGACCUGGAACAUCAAAAGGAACAAGUAACACAGAUUUCACAAGAGCUUGAAAAAGCCAAUUCCCUGUUAGACCAAACACAGCAACCAUACAGAUAUCUCAUUGAAUCUGUUCGUCAGCGAGAUUCUAAGAUCAGGGAACAAAGUGAACGUAUUUCUCAACUUGAAAUGGAUGUCAGUAAUUUGCAUAAAGAAAAGACAGCUUUGGUACAAAUUAAGAAUCAAAUGGCAAGAGAUUUGGAACAACUUCUAAGACACCGUGAGGAAUUGGCAGUAAUGAAACAGACUCUAAUUAAUAUGCAUAGCAAGCACUGUGGGGAUAAAUUACCUGCUCCUAAAAAUGAGACAAAAAUUAUGACUGAGACACAUCCUGUUUAUCUACCCAAAGAAAAUGAAGAAAAUAUAUUUACACCCAAACCAACGGUGUUUACCAAAAAAGGACCAUCUGAAUGGCUUAAAACACUGAAGACAAAAAGGACAUAAUUUUUUGGAAGAACUUCAAAUCUUGACAAUCACUUUGAAAGGACUUACUCUGGAGAAACAUUUUAAUGCUAAUCAUGUUCUUUGUACCUUUGAAAUGAUUGUUUUCAAAUUUUUUUUUAGCCAUAUUUUUAAAGUUGAAUUGUGCUAGCUGAUUUCACUAUAAUUAUUAAGCUACAUAGAGUAUAAUAUUUCAUACUUAUUUUUAAUCUGUUUUGAUACAGAAUAAUUUCUAGUAGAUUAUUUAUGAUCUAGGCUAAAAGGGAAGUUUUUAUAAUUGUUUAAUUUACAUUAAAGUAUAUGUCAUAAGUAUUUGUGUUUCUGUUCAUCAGUUUUUU
Dromiciops gliroides (monito del monte) is the source of this 2947-nucleotide messenger RNA. RefSeq names its product progesterone immunomodulatory binding factor 1 (gene PIBF1). The record is from RefSeq and is a predicted model, not a curated record. Gene Ontology annotation, cellular component: centriolar satellite. NCBI's taxonomy places the organism in Eukaryota, Metazoa, Chordata, Mammalia, Microbiotheria, Microbiotheriidae. Gene Ontology annotation, biological process: cilium assembly.